Messenger RNA from Achroia grisella, 769 nucleotides. Its product is annotated as alpha-crystallin A chain-like. NCBI's taxonomy places the organism in Eukaryota, Metazoa, Arthropoda, Insecta, Lepidoptera, Pyralidae. The record is from RefSeq and is a predicted model, not a curated record. Gene Ontology annotation, biological process: response to heat; protein refolding. Gene Ontology annotation, molecular function: protein folding chaperone. The transcript has a single exon. The coding region runs from base 50 to 712 and encodes 220 amino acids.
CGCGGCACUCAGUUCAUAUACUGUAAUCCAAUACUGCGCACGUGAAAAAAUGUUCUCGCCGCGAGUUCUAGUAGCUUUUGCUGUCUUGGCAGCUGUUGCAGCGUUGCCGGCUGACAAGCCGGCGCCGCGGCCGGUUACCACCAUAACCGACGAAGAUUUCGAUGACAGCCCAUGGUUCAGUUUCCCCCUCUUCGGCAAUCUCUUCGCUCCACUAUGGCGACUCUUCCCCAGUUUCGCCGACAUCGGACCUAGGAUUAUAACUGACGAUAACAAGUUCCAAGUCGUAGUCAACGUUAAGGAUUACAAGAAGGAAGAUCUAAAGGUCAAAGUGAAAGGAGAUUUCAUCUUCGUGCAAGGAUCUCACGAGGCGAAACAAGACGAUCGUGAUGUCUUCGCAAGCCAGUUCUUCCACACUUACACUCUGCCAGCUAACUGCAGCGGGUCUGAUGUUAACGCUGAGCUAUCCAGCGACGGUUACCUAGUCGUGAGUGUACCUUUGAACCCAGAAGGAGCUGUAAAGCCUAAAGAAGAUCGUGAAGUUCCCAUAGUAGAGUCUGGAGUGCCUUACCAAAAAGAAGAGAAAACUGAAUCGACAACUACCGUUGAACCGGUGUCAGAAGACGAUAGAAAAGAACCAACCACGCCAUCGGAACGUGAAGAAGUAACAGAGAAGGAUAACGAUAUCCCGCAUGGAAACGAAAUACCGGUCUAAAGUGAUAUAGUUUUAAGGUCUUAAUUAUAACUACGUAAUAAAUAUUUUUCUAUUUAA